Messenger RNA from Pungitius pungitius (ninespine stickleback), 7436 nucleotides. Its product is annotated as nuclear receptor coactivator 3-like. Bases 229 to 4947 code for a protein of 1572 amino acids. Gene Ontology annotation, biological process: positive regulation of transcription by RNA polymerase II; cellular response to hormone stimulus. The record is from RefSeq and is a predicted model, not a curated record. Gene Ontology annotation, molecular function: nuclear receptor binding; protein dimerization activity. The transcript is spliced from 23 exons. Gene Ontology annotation, cellular component: nucleus. NCBI's taxonomy places the organism in Eukaryota, Metazoa, Chordata, Actinopteri, Perciformes, Gasterosteidae.
CCGCCCCAACUUACAGAACUGGCUUCUCGGGUUUCGGGAGUGUUUCCCAUUUAAACAAACAGUGGCGAAGAUGGCGGAGAGUUAAUGGUGUAAAGAAGAAAUUAUCGAGCCGGGUAACGGCGACGCGUCCACGAGACUCCAUCAACCAGCCCCCAUAGGACCGCAAAGGAGGGGAUCCGAUCGUCCAUCAUCUCGGGCGCCUUCACAAGGCGCUGAUAUGUGCACACCAUGAGCGGAUUGGGGGAGAACUCCAUGGAGCCUCUGAGCACAGAGAACCGGAAACGCAAGCUCUCCACCUGUGACACGCCCGGUCUGGGGUGCGAGAGGAAGCGGCGGGAGCAGGAGAGCAAAUACAUCGAGGAGCUGGCGGAGCUGAUCUCCGCCAACCUCGGCGACAUCGACAGCUUCAACGUCAAACCGGACAAAUGCGCCAUCCUCAAGGAGACGGUGCGGCAGAUCCGCCAGAUCAAAGAGCAGGGGAAAGCUUCAUCCAACGACGACGACGUCCAGAAGUCAGACGUGUCCUCGACGGGUCAGGGGGUCAUCGACAAGGAGCACCUGGGGCCGCUCCUCCUGCAGGCUCUGGACGGCUUCCUGUUCGUGGUGAACCGCGAGGGCAGCAUCGUCUUCGUGUCGGACAACGUGACGCAGUACCUGCAGUACAAACAGGAGGAGCUCAUCAACACCAGCGUGUACAACAUUCUCCAUGAGGACGACAGGGAGGAGUUCCACAAGAACCUGCCCAAGACCAACAUAAAUGGAGUGUCGUGGGGGAGCGAGGCGGCCCGACAGAAGAGUCACACCUUCACUUGCCGGAUGCUGGUCAAGUUUGGCCACGCCCACGGCCCCAUGGAGGAGGGGCCAGGAGGGCCACGCUACGAGACCAUGCAGUGUUUUGCUCUUACUCAGCCCAAAGCCAUGAUCGAGGAGGGGGAAGACCUUCAGUCAUGUAUGAUCUGCGUGGCCCGUCGGGUGACCGCCAUGGAGAGGACGGAGAGUUUCAAUACCCGGCAUGAGCUGUCAGGUAAACUGAUCCAGAUCGACCAGAACUCCCUGCGGGCGUCGAUGCGUCCGGGGUGGGAGGACCUGUUGAGGCGUUGCAUUCAGAUGUUCCUUCAACACAGUGACGGGCAGCCCUGGUCGCACAAACGCCACUACCAUGAGGCCUUUCUGCAGGGUCACGCCGAGACACCCUUGUACCGCUUCUCCCUGUCCGACGGCACUCCAGUCACGGCGCAGACCAAGAGCAAGCUGUACCGCCACCCCAUGAGCAACGAGCCGCAGGGCUUCAUCUCCACUCAUCUCCUCCAGAGGGAACCAAACGGCUAUCGCUCAGCUCAGGGGGGGAGCAUGAUACCCAACGCAAUGAGACAACAGGGCAUGGGGGGCCCCAACCCGAAUGCCCAAAUGAACAUGAACACCAGCGGUGGGAUGGCCAUGGGGGGCAUGGGCAACGUGAGCAGGGGCUUUGGCAUGAGCGAGCAGAGCCACCUGGGUCACAUGGGCUCGAUGGGAGGCGGCUCCAUGUACGGUGGCAGCGGGGGAGGGGGAAGUGGAGGCGGAGGCGGAGGCAUGGGCAGCCGCAUGAUGCAGAUGAAUCAGAUGGGGCACAUGAAUCAGAUGGGUGCCAUGAAUCAGAUGGGUGCCAUGAAUCACCCGGGCCAAGGCAUGCCGCAGCACCCGCAACAGCACCCGCAGCAGCAGCACCCGCAGCAGCAGCACCCGCAGCAGCACCCGCAGCAGCACCCGCAGCAGCACCCGCUGCAGCACCCACAGCAGCACCCGCAGCAGCACCUGCAACAGCACCCACAGCAGCAGCAGCACCCACAGCAGCAGCACCCGCUGCAGCACCCGUUUCACAGCAGCGGAGGGUUUGGAUUGAGUGGCAUGAACAGCCCUUCUGGAAGCCCCAGAAUGGGUGGCCCCCAGCAGGGACUCCUGAUGUCACCCCGGAACCGAGGGAGCCCAAAGAUGGCCGCCAACCAGUUCUCACCUGGAGGUAUGCACUCUCCCAUGAGUGGCAUUGUCAGUGGUGGAGGAAGUGGAGGUGGCACCACCACCUUCUCCAGCAGCUCCCUAAACGCCCUGCAAGCGAUCAGUGAAGGAGUCGGAAGCUCCCUCCCCUCAACGCUGACGUCUCCCUCUCCGGCCCACAAGCCGGAUAGCUCUCCCAGCGUCCACUCGUCGUCCGCGCUGUCCGCUCAGCCGGCCAAGCCCGGCCAAGAUGGCUCCAAGAGCCCAGCUGGAGGCUUAGGGCCGGGGCCCAGUGACUACCACCACCCCCCCGUGCACCAUCACCACCAUCAUCAGCAUCCGCAGGCGGAGAGUUCCGGAGACCGACCGGACAGCCAGGCCGCUGCGGCAACAAAAGAGUCUGGGGAGGGAGGCAGCGAGGCCGGGGCGGCGAGCUCGGAUUCCUCUCGGAGGUUGCCGGACAGCAAGGGGCAUAAGAAGUUGCUGCAGUUGUUGACUUCCCCGACCGAGGAGCUGGGAAUGGGCGGCAGUGGGUCGUCAGGGCCCCCCGCGCCGCCCUCAACUACCGGCAGCGGCACUCCUGCGGGCUCAGACCCUAAGGACCCCACCGGAGGUAUGACGAGCCCCUCGUCUACUGGCGUGUCCUCGUCUUCCUCAGCCGGCGCCAAUCAGGGCCAGGCCACCGGUCCGGGGGGCGUGUUGACGUCAAUAGCGGCUGCCCACUACACAGGCUCGCUGCAGGAAAAGCACAAGAUCCUCCACAAGCUUCUUCAAAACGGAAACACCCCAGACGAAGUGGCUAAGAUCACGGCAGAGGCCACGGGGAAGGUGACCCUCGGGGGUCAGGAGGGGGGGGAGGCCGGCCCGGGGUCGGUCGCCGAGCCCAAGCAGGAGCAGCAGAGUCCCAAAAAGGAGAAGACGCACGCCCUCCUGCACUACCUCCUCAACAAGGACGAUUCCAAAGAGCCAGUGGAUGUAAAACCGAAGCUCGAGGAGCUGGAGGGGAAGGCGGCCAGCGGCCCAGUGCGGGGGGGCCCUGGAUCCGGAUCCGGGACCGGCCCCGCGUCCGAGCAUCCCGAGAGCAAGAUCAAGUCAGAGCCCCCAGAUGACCUGCACAACCUGGAGUCCAUCCUCGGAGAUUUGAGAGGUUCAAGCUCUGACUUUUACCCGGAUCAGGCUGGAGGUGGAGGGGCUAACGACACGGGAGGCAAAGCCCAGGGUUGCCUUGACGACAGCCUGCGGGGGAGUCCAGGAAUGGGUCCGGGGCCUCGGGGGCCCUUCCAGAGGGCCUUGUCCAUGGACGGGAAGCCUCCUGUUGGGCCUGCAGGAGCAGGUAGACGCCCGAUGCUUAUCAAGCAGGAGAACAUGAUGGGCAGCCCAGACGGAUACCCGGCAAACAUGGGUGAGCCCAUUGUCUCUCCCUUUAAUCAGAGACCAAUGAACAGGGGCAUGGUUCCCCAGAGGUCCCCCAUGGGGGGGUCAGGAGACUGGGGCAUGAGCCGAUCUGCUGGCAGCCCAGUGGGCCCAGCGGGACACCCCUCCAUGAUGCGCCAGGGCAUCGAGUACGGGAACAGCAAGGGCAUGAUGUCAGGACCUAUGGUGGGCCGCUCCAACAGCGUACCGGGCUCCAGGUCUAUGCUGCAGCAGCAGCUCAUGGAUAUGGGAGGCUCCGCCGACAUGGGCAUGGGCAUGAGCCCCUUUAGCCAGCAGGGCCAGACUAACCAGUCCCCCUCCUGGCCGGAGCCUAUGAUGGGCAUGGAGGGUAACAGACGCCAGUUUGGCAACACCUUGGAUGAUCUCUUGGUGCCUCCCACCACCAGCGAGGGUCAGAGCGACGAGCGGGCGCUUCUGGACCAGCUGGACUCGCUGCUGAAUAACACGGAUGGCAUCGCUCUGGAGGAGAUAGACAGAGCCCUGGGCAUCCCAGACCUAGUCAGCCAGAACCAGGGAAGCGAGCAGCAGAUGGAGCCGUUUUCAGGACAGGACCCGUCCAUGGUGCUGGACCAGAAGCCCCUGUACGGACAGGGCUAUCCGGGACCCCCCUCUAUGCCACUGCAGUCCGGCUAUGGAGGGAACCCCAUGCAGGGGCAGGGCCAGCCGGGGGGGUUUGGGCCAAUGCUGUCUCAGAUGGGGCAAGGCGGCAGCUUCCCAGGAAUGGGCGGCAUGGGCGGCAUGGGUCACCCCCGUGCCAACAUGAUGAGACCCAGGAUGAUGACCGCCAACAAACCCAUGAGGCUCCAGCUGCAGCAGAGGCUGCAGGGACAGCAGUUCAUGAGUCAGACGCGGCAGGGCAUGGGCAUGAAGAUGGAGAACCCAGGAGGCAACCCUGGCAUGCGGCCCGGCAUGCAGCCUGGCAUGGGAGGACAGCCGGGCUUCCUCAACGCUCAGAUGAUGGCUCAGCGCAGCAGGGAGAUGGUCACCAUGCAGAUGAGGAGGCAGCGCAUGAUGAUGCUGAUGCAGCAGCAGCAGCAGCAGGCGGCUGCUGCGGCUGCUGCUGGAGGAUUCAGUCCGCCUCCAAAUGUCACAGCUCCCGGUGGCAUGGAGAACCCCACGGGGGGUCCAAACAUGGGCCAGCCGGGCCCCCAGCAGUUCGGCUACGGUGGGAACUAUGGCAUGGCACAGCAGGUAGACCCCUCGUUCGGCCCAUCAGGCGGCAGUCCUCCAGGCGCCAUGAUUCCUGGCCGACUGGGGCCCCAAAACCCCAUGAUGCAACAGCACCCGCAAGGCGGUCCCAUGUACCAAGGGGCAGAUAUGAAGGGCUGGUCGCAGGGAGGCGCGGGACGCAACAGUUCGUACCCUCAGCAGCAGUUUGGGCCGCAGGGGAAUCCGGGCCAGUAUGGGGGCAUGAUGAUGAACGGGGGCAUGCCGGCGAGCGGAGGAGGAGGUCACAUGGGCCAGAUGGGAGGGCAGAUGGGUAUGAACCCAAUGGUGAUGGGACGCAUGCAGAUGGGGCCCGAUCAGAAAUACUGCUAAACAUCGUGACAGAAGCAUUCGUCUCUCUGUGAUCUCCAUCAGAGAGCGAAGCCGGCAGCAGCACUGGAGUCAGUGUGUGCGUGCGUGUGUGUGUUUGUGUGUGUGUGUGAAGGGACAGGCAGUGUGUUGUCUGCGUGUAGUGACGCACUCCCACCAGAUGGGGGGAGUCGACUUCCUCCUUCCUGCCAGUGAUGGCGACCUGAGAGACAACAGACUGUCGCACACAAACAUGAAAUGAGAAACACUGUGACACAUUUACACACACAGGAAUCCCUCAGACAGGAGGCUGACUGCAGUUUAAUAUAACUCUCUUCAUGAGAGCCUCAAUCGCACACCGCUCUCCCGACCAAACAGCGACGCUGGAUGCACACUCGACUUGAAACAUGGACGUGUGGAGACAUCGUCUCGUCUGUCGAAUGCACCGUGAAGCUGUGUCCCCAUUCCGAACAUGUGAUUCCUCUUCUGUUCCUGAACUGGGUGGCACGUCUUCUUCUUCCUGUUUUUAGUCUUUUUUUUUUUUUUUUACCCGGAGGAUCUCAGCGUGUGUAAAGUAGGCUCCGAUUGUGACACUGGGAUGAAUGUUGUGGAGCAGUAGCAGAUCGUUGCCCCCUCCAGGACGAUGGAGCCCCUCGUUGGCUGAUUGCACUUUAAGGAAAGGCCAACAUCAAAGGAUUGUGGCAAUUUAGAGGCCUUUACCCAAGAAUGAAUCCAUAGCAGCAGUUUAUUCUCUUCAGUCUGUGUGUGUCUAUCUAGUGGGAGCUGUUAAUUGGAAAUGGGUGGUAAUCUUUGUUCUAUAGUGGGAACCAGUAAAAAGACGGCGAGCACAGAUUUUUAUCCAAGUCUCCAUCGGUACUGAUUCAUAACGAGUAGAGAAACGGAUCCUAAGCCGAUUCAAACAAACACUGUUCUAUUAAUGUUCAAAACUCCACUUAUAUUCAUAGCGAUUCAUUUUAUCAUUCCAGAGGUCAUUUUUAAGUCCCCAAUGUUGUAGAUAUUUUGGUUACCUCGCACCAAUUUAGUGUUACUACAAGUGCAGAAAUAUAAUUGAUUGCCAAUUAUGAAAGUGUUUCUAUAUUAGCUCCCACUGUAAGAGAAAGUGGAUGUUAGUUUUCUAGCAAUAAUCAUUCCUCCUGAGGACAAAGCUGAAGUAUCAUUUACUCAAAGCGACGGUACUGCAGUAUUAGACAUUGUGUCAUGUUUGUUUUUGUGAAUAUGAAUUGUAAAUAUGCUUCAAAUGUACUAUAUUUAAAUAUAUAUAUGCUUUUGUAGGUCACAUACUGUUUUUGCACAGAUUGUAUGGCUUGAUAUUUAAAAGUGUAAUUUUCUUAAUCUGUCAUAGGUCAGCUUUUAUUUUCAAUACUUUUACCAUCGGUUGGAACUGAAGGGCCUCCUUUUUCUAAGCAGAUUUUAUUUCCUAAUGUGGUUUUCUUCUUAAAAAGCAUCCUUUAUUUUCUCAAGAGCAAAGAGGUGCUAUCUUUCUUUUGGUACAAACUGAGAAAACACACUGUAUGCCUGGACAAAAAGAGUGGACACGUGAUUGCGUUUGGCUCCUCGGGGCCCAGAUGUUUUACCUGUAUGUGGGGCGGAUGUUUUCUGACGCUGCCACAUACGUUUCACUCCUGAGAUUUCUGUGCUUUUGGAAUGUUGAAGAUGUGAUUGUUCGGCCUCGAGAGACUUUGGAAAUCGACCCCACUGUAUAACUGUCCAUAAGUCCUUUUGAUGAUGGAAACAACACAUCAACUGGUUUGAAUCCCUGAUUUCCUGUCAACGACAGGUGACUUUUUCCUCAUCUUUUCUUUAUUUAUUUUUCACAUUCCAGUUUGCCUUUAUUUUCGUUGUAUUUCCUGUGAUGCUUUUGUUGAGAAAUCUACCUUUUGAUCACAUGCUCAAUCCAAAGAUUUUUGUUUGUCAUCCUGCAGUGCUUAGAAAACAUGUUCCUGACGUAGAUCGUGCAAGUGCUUAUGUGUGCUUUUACUGUCACACAUAACCUAUAAUAUACAUUGAACUAUAUAUGUUUAAUUGCAUAUAUUAUAUCCCUGUCCGUCUGGCAUAGAGUAGAGACGAGUCUGGUUCUGCUGAGGUGGUUUGAGUUUUUGUUUGUGAUUGUUUCUUCCUUUCUGUAGAACUUAUGGCCAGUUGAAUUGUGGUGCUGCCAAGAGUAAUUUCACAACAGAAUGUUGAGGAAUUUCUAAGCUACAGAGGUUUCAUGAUUGAUGUCAUUAUGUCGCAGAAGAAUAGCCUGGAGUUGUUAGUUUGUUUCUAACCCCAAUCUAAACGAAGAAUUUGAAAUCUACAAAUGUAAAAACAAAAAACAGGCCUGUUUUGCUUUGAAGGAAAGAAACUCCUAUCAGUGCAUCUUUGGAGAUGAAGAAAAAAGAAAAUACAUCUGGGAAACAGUCAUUAUUACAGGAUUUAAAUUACUAUUGCAUUUUUUCUUACCUUGUUUCUUGAUGUUAAUAUCGAUGUAAAUACAAAUUUAUAUUUAAACA